Messenger RNA from Panicum virgatum (switchgrass), 1511 nucleotides. Its product is annotated as PHD finger protein ALFIN-LIKE 7. The record is from RefSeq and is a predicted model, not a curated record. Gene Ontology annotation, molecular function: transcription cis-regulatory region binding; histone binding; transcription coregulator activity. NCBI's taxonomy places the organism in Eukaryota, Viridiplantae, Streptophyta, Magnoliopsida, Poales, Poaceae. Bases 607 to 1236 code for a protein of 209 amino acids. Gene Ontology annotation, cellular component: nucleus. Gene Ontology annotation, biological process: regulation of DNA-templated transcription. The transcript is spliced from 5 exons.
CCUCUGUGUAAUCCUCUCCCCUGCUCCCUCCACUACCAGUCCACCACCACCACCACCACUAGCCUCGCUUCCCCCGCAAACCCUAGCCGAGGGAGGCGGUGGACGGCGAUGGACGGCGAAGGAGGCGGCGCUGCGGCCGUGCACCACAACACGCGCUCCCCCGAGGACGUCUUCCGCGACUUCCGCGCGCGCCGCGCCGGCAUCGUCAAGGCGCUCACCACGGAUGUGGAGAAGUUCUACCAGAUGUGCGACCCAGGUUGCCCUACUGUGAGUGCAAAAGGAAUGAGAAGGAGCUUGUGUUAGUAGAAGGGAUUCCAAAUUGUAGGAAGAAGCGGAGACAAGAUAAAAGUCAGAUACGGAUAUCAAUGGUGACAGGCCUAAUAUUGCCCGCUAUCCAUAACUAAUGCUGAUGUAUAUUCGUGGAAAACAAAUAUGAUUAAAGUGCCAUCUAGUCAUUUUAGCCACAUCCACAUUUUACUUAACUAACACUUGAAAUAGCAUUCCAUGCUCCGCUGUCUACUGAUGUUCAGUAAUACACCUGGUGUAUUUGACGCAUCAGCCUACAUUUCCUUCACUUUGUUUUGUUGAUAUAAAGUUGCUCCUCUUAUGCCAGAGAAAGAGAACUUGUGCCUUUAUGGGUUGCCAAAUGAGACUUGGGAGGUCACUCUGCCAGCUGAGGAAGUACCUCCUGAACUUCCAGAACCAGCACUGGGGAUAAACUUUGCCCGUGAUGGAAUGAUCGAAAAAGAUUGGUUGUCUCUAGUUGCAGUUCAUAGUGAUGCGUGGCUACUGUCUGUUGCGUUCUACUUUGGGGCUCGCUUUGGAUUCGAUAAAGAUGCCAGGAGAAGGCUCUUCACCAUGAUUAAUAACCUGCCCACUGUUUAUGAAGUUGUGACGGGGGUUGCUAAAAAGCAAUCAAAAGCCCCCAAUGGCAGCAGCAAAAGCAGCAAGUCUAACUCUAAACCAUCAAAACAGACCAACUCUAACAGCAAGCCUGCGAAGCCGGCUCACCCAAAAGAGGAGGAGGACAGUGGCCGGGAGGACGCGGAAGAGGAGGACCAGGCAUACCUUUGUGGCUCCUGUGGGGAGAGCUAUGCAAACGGCGAGUUCUGGAUCUGCUGUGACGUCUGUGAGAAGUGGUUCCACGGCAAGUGCGUCCGCAUCACCCCGGCCAAGGCAGAGCACAUCAAGCAGUACAAGUGCCCCAGCUGCAGCAGCAAGCGGAGCCGGGAAUGACGGCGCCUGGGGACGGGACAUGCUCCCUGUUGACAGUCGUGUUUAGAAUCAUUAGGAAGCGGUGAAGCGGUGUCAAUAACCGCUUCACCUGUAGUGGACCGGUGCAUACACCGGCUGUUAUACUUGUUUAAUGGUGCGAUGCUGUUGUUGUAAUAGACAUGGUGCUAGCUAGUGGUGAUGUGUUAGCAGGCUAACUGCUGUCAUCGUAGUGUGAGAUGAACUGCUGGAGUUUGGAAGCUCUCAUGUUCAGUAAUUAAGUGUUGGGUUAGUGUGUA